Molecule: messenger RNA, 6330 nt
Organism: Myotis davidii
Lineage: Eukaryota; Metazoa; Chordata; Mammalia; Chiroptera; Vespertilionidae
Gene: OPA1
Product: optic atrophy 1 (autosomal dominant)
Exons: 32
Coding region: 230-3277 (1015 amino acids)
Biological process (GO): mitochondrial fusion
Cellular component (GO): mitochondrial membrane; cytoplasm; microtubule
Molecular function (GO): GTP binding; microtubule binding; GTPase activity
Source: RefSeq, a predicted model, not a curated record
CUCUCCCAGAAAGGGUGAGGGGGGGUGGUUUGCCUGACGGACCGAGUACGGGUGCCGAGCGGGCUCUCGCGGAAGUCCAUGCGCCAUUGGGAGGGCCGCGGUGGCUUCUCGGUGUCCUUGUUGCCCAGGGCCCUUUCCUGGGUUAUUCCUGGAGCAGAAGCCGGACUGGGACUGACACCCGGCUCCCGCGCGGCCGUCUCAGCGCCGGUGCGACCUCCUCGCUGGAGGGAUGUGGCGUCUACGCCGGGCCGCCGUGGCCUGUGAAGUCUGCCAAUCCUUAGUGAGACAUAGCUCUGGAAUAAAAGGAAGUCUGCCACUACAAAAAGUGCAUCUGAUUUCACGAAGUAUUUACCAUUCACAUCAUCCUACUUCAAAGCUUCAAAGAACCCAAUUGAGGACAUCAUUUCAUCAGUUUUCCUCUCUAUCUAACCAUCCUUUACGUAAAUUGAAACUUUCUCCGAUUAAAUAUGGCUACCAGCCCCGCAGGAAUUUUUGGCCAGCAAGAUUAGCUGCAAGACUCUUAAAACUUCGAUAUCUCGUACUGGGAUCUGCUGUUGGGGGUGGUUAUACAGCCAAAAAGACUUUUGAUCAGUGGAAAGAUAUGAUACCAGACCUUAGUGACUAUAAAUGGAUUGUGCCUGACAUUGUUUGGGAAAUUGAUGAUUAUAUCGAUAUAGAGAAAAUUAUAAAAUCCCUUCCUAAUUCAGAGGACCUUGCAAAGUUGGCUCCUGACUUUGACAAGAUUGUUGAAAGCCUCAGCCUAUUGAAGGACUUUUUCACCACAGGUCACAAAUUGGUUAGUGAAAUCAUAGGAGCUUCUGACCUACUUCUCUUGUUAGGUUCUUCUGGAGAAACCACAUUUAGAGCAACAGAUCAUGGACCUGAAAGUGACAAGCAUUAUAGAAAGGGUCUGCUUGGUGAGCUCAUUCUCUUACAACAGCAAAUUCAAGAACAUGAAGAGGAAGCACGCAGAGCUGCUGGCCAAUAUAGCGCGAGCUAUGCCCAACAGAAGCGCAAGGUGACAGACAAAGAGAAAAUUGACCAACUUCAAGAAGAACUUCUACAUACCCAGUUAAAGUACCAGAGAAUCUUGGAACGGUUGGAAAAGGAGAACAAAGAACUGAGAAAAUUAUUGUUGCAGAAAGAUGACAAAGGCAUCCAUCAUAGAAAGCUUAAGAAAUCUUUGAUUGACAUGUAUUCUGAAGUUCUUGAUGUUCUAUCUGAUUAUGAUGCCAGUUAUAAUACACAAGAUCAUUUGCCAAGGGUUGUUGUAGUUGGAGAUCAGAGUGCUGGGAAAACUAGUGUGUUGGAAAUGAUUGCUCAAGCACGAAUAUUCCCACGAGGAUCUGGGGAGAUGAUGACACGCUCUCCAGUUAAGGUGACAUUGAGUGAAGGUCCUCACCACGUAGCAUUGUUUAAAGAUAGUUCUCGAGAGUUUGAUCUUACCAAGGAGGAAGAUCUUGCAGCAUUAAGACAUGAAAUAGAACUGCGAAUGAGGAAAAAUGUGAAAGAAGGCUGUACUGUUAGCCCUGAGACCAUAUCCUUAAAUGUAAAAGGCCCUGGACUGCAGAGGAUGGUGCUUGUUGACUUACCAGGUGUGAUUAAUACUGUGACAUCAGGCAUGGCUCCUGACACAAAGGAAACUAUUUUCAGUAUGAGCAAAGCUUAUAUGCAGAAUCCUAAUGCCAUCAUCCUAUGCAUUCAAGAUGGAUCUGUGGAUGCCGAACGCAGCAUUGUUACAGACUUGGUCAGUCAAAUGGAUCCCCAUGGAAGAAGGACGAUAUUUGUUUUGACCAAAGUAGACCUGGCAGAGAAAAAUGUGGCUAGCCCAAGCAGGAUUCAGCAGAUAAUUGAAGGAAAACUCUUCCCAAUGAAAGCUCUAGGUUAUUUUGCUGUUGUAACAGGAAAAGGAAACAGCUCCGAAAGCAUAGAAGCAAUAAGAGAAUAUGAAGAAGAAUUUUUUCAGAAUUCAAAACUCCUAAAGGCCAGCAUGCUAAAGGCACACCAGGUGACUACAAGGAAUUUAAGCCUUGCUGUAUCGGACUGCUUCUGGAAAAUGGUACGAGAGUCAGUUGAACAACAGGCUGAUAGUUUUAAAGCAACACGUUUCAACCUUGAAACUGAGUGGAAGAAUAACUAUCCUCGCCUGCGAGAACUUGACCGGAAUGAACUAUUUGAAAAGGCUAAAAAUGAAAUCCUCGAUGAAGUUAUCAGUCUGAGCCAGGUUACGCCAAAACAUUGGGAGGAAAUCCUUCAGCAGUCUUUGUGGGAAAGGGUAUCAACUCAUGUGAUUGAAAACAUCUACCUUCCAGCUGCACAGACCAUGAAUUCAGGGACUUUUAAUACCACAGUGGACAUCAAGCUCAAACAGUGGACUGAUAAACAGCUUCCUAAUAAAGCAGUAGAGGUUGCUUGGGAGACACUACAAGAAGAAUUUUCCCGCUUCAUGACAGAACCAAAAGGAAAAGAGCAUGAUGACAUAUUUGAUAAACUGAAAGAGGCUGUUAAGGAAGAAAGUAUCAAACGCCACAAGUGGAAUGACUUUGCAGAAGACAGUUUGAGGGUUAUUCAACAUAACGCUUUAGAAGACCGGUCCAUAUCUGAUAAACAGCAGUGGGAUGCAGCUAUUUACUUCAUGGAAGAGGCUCUUCAGGCUCGUCUCAAGGACACUGAAAAUGCAAUUGAAAACAUGGUGGGUCCAGAUUGGAAAAAGAGGUGGCUGUACUGGAAGAAUCGGACCCAAGAACAGUGUGUUCACAACGAAACCAAGAGUGAAUUGGAGAAGAUGUUGAAAUGUAAUGAGGAACACCCAGCCUAUCUUGCAAGUGAUGAGAUAACUACAGUCCGAAAGAACCUCGAAUCCCGAGGAGUAGAAGUAGAUCCAAGCUUGAUUAAGGACACUUGGCACCAAGUUUAUAGAAGGCAUUUCUUAAAAACAGCUCUAAACCACUGUAAUCUGUGUCGAAGAGGCUUUUAUUAUUAUCAAAGGCAUUUUGUAGAUUCUGAGUUGGAAUGCAAUGAUGUUGUCCUAUUUUGGCGAAUACAGCGCAUGCUUGCAAUCACAGCAAAUACUUUAAGACAACAACUUACAAACACUGAAGUCAGGCGAUUAGAGAAAAAUGUUAAAGAAGUACUGGAAGAUUUCGCUGAAGAUGGUGAGAAGAAGGUUAAGUUGCUCACUGGUAAACGAGUCCAACUGGCCGAAGACCUCAAGAAAGUUAGAGAAAUUCAAGAAAAACUUGAUGCUUUCAUUGAAGCUCUCCAUCAGGAGAAGUGAAUUGUAAUAAAACCCUACUUAUUAUAUCAUCACCUUGGCAUAUAUGAAGAAAGAAAACUCCAAAGUCUUUUUCCUGCCUUUUUUCCUUCUGCUAUCCCACCUUUCCAAACAUAAAAUAAAGUCAUGGGGUAAAAAUCAUUCAUGUGUGUUAGAGGCACCUAAACCACCAGCUGCCUUUUGAACAGAAGAGCAGGGUAAAUGGCAUUAGCAUCCUAUUUUAUUGUAUUGAAGUGACAAAUUGGGGUAAUGUAAGUGGUAUGACCAUUAGGUUCAGUCCUUAAAGAUAAGAAACUUGCUCUCCUGCCUGUUGUCUCAUUUGUGGUGGCACUAGUUCAACUAAUUCAUUAGCUGAUGUCACUCCACGUCAGUUUCUUAGAAAAAGAAUGCUAGGUGUUUUAAAUAAAACUUACAGAAAUUUUCUAAAAGCUAUCAACUGUAUAUAAAAUGAUGAUAACCCGCUAAGUUGGCUGUAUCUGUAAUGUUCUAUAUCCAGAAACUCUUUGACCACAAUAAUUCAGUUCAUAUUUGUCACAUGGAAGAAAACUAACAAGAGAGCCCCUCAAAUCAGGUGAUUUGGAUUAUAAUUCCACGAACAUUCAGUGAAAGAUUUCAACUCUGCCUUGACAGUUUAGAGCAGUGAUUCUAAUGUGCAGCCAAGGUUGAGAACCACUGGUUUAGAGAGCUGCCUGAGAAGCCCAGGCACUAGCAGCUUACCUAUUUGAUUCAGCUAAUGUUUUUGUACUCUCUGUAUCUAUUUGAAAUCCAUUCGUUUUGGAUGCUGUAUACUUAAGCUAGGCUUUCUGUUAACAGUGGUUUUUUUUUUUUUACCUGUUGACAGAGCUAUUGGGUUGUGACACAGGAUAGGGAAGAUUAAGAAUAAUCAAUUGACUAAUUACAUUUAGACUAUUGUCAAACAUUUCACCUAGGCAUCAGUAAAAGGCCUUCUUUCAUCUGACUAUUUUAAAUAGAAAUUAUUUCAACAAUUAGAAUAAUGUUGACCAUCCCCCUCUUAACUGAACAUUUAAAGGAAAAUAUAAAAUUUAAUUUAUUGCAAUUCAAUUACAAUAACAUCCUCACAGCAUUUUCAUGUUUUAUAAAUAUUUCUUAUUGGCUAAAGAGCUUUAAAGCAAAGAAAUAAGCCAUUUUUUAUUUAAAGUGUCUUUCUCAUUUAACUCUGCUCUUUGCUGCCAUCUCAUUACCUUUAUUAUUCUAAUAAAAAGGCCCAUUGUGUGACAGUUUUUAUUUUAGAGUGUACUUAAUUUUACAAUUUUUUUGGAAUUAUGUUUUGGUAACAGUUCCUUGCCACCCGGCAUUUUUUUUUUUUUUUAAUUUAGCAUCAAUACAUCCUUCAUCAUGAUCUCUCUUAAGAUCUGAUACUUAAUAUGUAAGUUUGGAGGAUAAUCACAAAGGACAGAAAUGUAGAGUCCAAUGAACGCUUGUUUUAUACUGUUUCCUGAGUGUGGCAGACCCAGCUUUCAGCAGCUGGCAGCAUGUGCAUUGUUAUUUGGUAGGGGAGUGGUCAAGAACAUUUCCUGUCUUAGAUUUAGGGAUCCUGGGUGAAAGGGAAGGGGGCUCCCCUGUGAGAUGACCUUCCUAGUUAACUUCCUCCAACUAGUGCUGGCCAGUAGGUAAACCCCUCAUUGAAGCUGACAUCAUGCAAUUAUUAAUUCUUUUGUAGUUGUACAAGAACUUUACAACUACAAAUCUAUUUCUGAAUCAAAAAGGAAAUAGGACCAUAUUUAUUUCUAGAUAGGAAAAAAUGCCCUCAUUUGCAUUUCCACUGUUUUCUUCCAAGAAAAAGGCUGAUGUUAAGUAUUUUUAGCCCAUCCCCUUGUAUAAAUUUAAGAAAGGGGGUAGGGUGACCUUAUUUCUUUGAGAUCAGUAUUUGUAAUUUAAAUAUAUAAAUAGAUGAUAAAAAUGAAUAUUAUUAAAAAUCCCAUAUAGGAGUCCAGACAUUUUUCCAUCCUCCUCAGUAAUAUGACAUAUCUCAUGGAUAAUAUAUAUAUUUUCUUUUUUGCUGAUCUCAUACUAAGCAUGCUUUUUUUUUUUUUGGAAGCUACGUACUUAUUAAAAGCAGAUGUUAAUAAAAUAAAAUUAUGAUUCUCAACAGUAAAUCCUCUGUGUUGUGUCUGUAGUUCAAAAAUUACAAAUGAUUCCGAUUUAAACAAAUCACUUCAGAAAUCCAAUGUACAGAAGUUAAAUUCCAACUAGACUAGGAAUUAUUUGUUUUUCAUGUCGGGAUUUGCCAGAAAAUAGCAUGAACAAAGCUGUGUAUGGAAGACUGAACAACCGGAAAUAAAUUAUAUCUAAAAUGUACUCAGUCAGGGUCUCGAUUUAAACAGUCAGCCUGGAGGCAGUGCACAGUGGGAAACAGGUUCUUGUGCUUUGUGGCUGAACCAUCUGAGCUGUACUUGUAGGUGGAGCAAUCGCCCUUUUUUAGUAGCUUAAUUGUCUGCUCUCUUUGUAUUAUCCCCGUUUUCCAGCCUUUGCUCCAACAGACUCCUUCCCCCAACAGCCUCCAAAUGCAAAUGAAUAGAGUAAAAGUGAGUAGGGAACAUUGCAGAGAGUGGAGCUUCCUAACCUUAAGAUUUGGGAACUUUACAUAGGCUAACACUCAGGAUGUAGCUUUAAAAGAUAAAUCCCUUAUUUAGUUAAUCAUUUUAUAUUUAUUUAUUUUAGAUUGAUUUGUGUGUGUAAAGAAAUAUGGUAUUUUAGUUUUCCAGUAAAGGGGAUCAGAGUAAUGCGUUUUAUCUCAGUUCUCUAGGCUGAGUAUAAGCUAUAGUCUCAGGCCCUUUAGCCGCAUGGAAAUGUGCUUACAAAUAUGCUUACCUUUUGAACAAUCAUGACUAUGUUUAAAUUCUUAAAACAACCUUGUUUUUACUUGCCACUGUGAGUGAACUUUGUAUUUUUUUUAAAACCUUCAUACUACAUGUAGAUGUUAUUGCAACUUAUCUUUUGCCUGUGCCUGUGGCUUUCACCCACAAAUGCUGUAUGUUGUACCUAUUUGAAGGUCAUUUGUGUAGAUUAGUAAUUAAAGAUCUUAUCCAAAGAGA